AUAUGUAAUAAUAUAUGGGGUGUUCAAUUUAAAAAAUUAAAGAUGAUCUUCAUAUGACUUUCAAAUGACUAUUCAAAGUUAGACCAAUUACACCUUUUUAUAGAUCCCUUCGAACCAAACAACUUUUAUCUGAAACAGUUUUCUUUAAAAUGGUUUGUUUUCGAGAUAUUCGACCGUUUCCAGACUUUUCCAAUACCCUGUAUAUAUAUCAUAAAGUACUACUUCUAACAAUGACAACAAUAUAGCGAUAACAAAAGAUAGAACAUAAUUAUCUUGAGGUAGUGUAAAUAAGUUUUAUAGAGGAUGUUAAAUUUGUACGGAGGAGCGAAAAAAAUCAAUAUCUCUAUUUAAAAAGAAGUUGAAUUAAUUAUUAGUGAUAAAAUCUACUUUAGAUAAAUUUGUUUUACACCAUUAGAAGGUGGAGACAGAAGUAUUUUACGAGGAAUUGUAGGACAUAAAAGCUACAUGUAGAGCGGAAGUAUAUACAAUCGACCCAAGUCCUAAGAUAUAUCUAUUUAUGCAUGUAUAUAUAGACGUUUAUAAUGAUACAAAUUAAUAUUCUUAUGUUCAUUUUUUCUGGUACAAGUAGAUACGCGUUUAGAAUGCUGUUGUUUGUGCAUGCGCGAAUAUAUACAUUUGCACAUGUUUUUAUCAUGAUAGACAAAUACAUGUUAUAAAUCGUAGAGAUCAAAUUGAUCGUAGAAAAUUGCUUUGUUUGUUAUUGCUGAGGAAGGCAAAAGAAUAAUACCUAGUAAUACAUUAAAUGUCAUACGACAUAAUGUCGUUAUAGUUGAUAUUUCGGAAAAACAUUCGUCCUGGCUAAGUUUUACAACUUUAAUAGUAUGUUGUUAUUUGUUAUUCAUUAUGAUUACUAUUAAUAAUUAAUUGUAAUUAUUUAUUAUAAUGAUUAUUAUUUUGAUAUAUAAACAAAAAUUUAUCCAAACAAUUUCAUUGAAAAUAUAUGUUAUAUGAUAUAAUUUGAUGAAGCAAUUCAUUUUUAACGACUCAUUAUUAUAUGAAGUUUAUGUAUAUUCACUUAUAGUCUGUUUUGUAUUAGUUUUUAUUAUAAUAAUUAAUACUUGUGUCGAUAAUGUCGCGUACGACGUUACCCGCGUGCUUACGACGAUACCAAAGGCGCUAAUUCAACUUAACCUAAACUAUAGCCAUAGGACCGCUAUCGUUCGAUGUCGUACCUUUUGUAAUUACAAUCUGCAGAGAAAUCGUGAAAUCAUUACAACGCGUUGUGUCACAGACGUGAAAGGAAGAAUGUAGAUCUCUGCACAAGAAACAGUCGUGUAAAUUAUAAAAGUGAUCACAAAUGAAUUAUAACCUCACAAUGCGUAUGUUUCACUGCAUGUCUUGAACUGAUUGAUUAGUGUUGUUUAUUGUUAAUUUUAUAUUAUUUAAUCAAAAUGGAAUGCAAUGAGGAGGAUUGGUGUGUAGAAUGUUCCGAUGAUGAGAAAUACGAGGUAGAUGCAAAGCGUGAAUGGAAUAUAAAAGCUGAAGAUAUACUUUCAUUGAUCGAGGGCUUGGAUACUAACAAUCGUGUGCUGGAGCUUGAAUGGAAGUGUCCUGGUAGACGAGGUCCUUCUCCCCUUCCUUCAAACAAUCGGCAACAAGAGCAUGGAUCUCAAGAAUACAAGGCCGAAGAAAAGUCCGACUUUGAUUUCAUGGAUGAGAUAUCACCGAGAUUGCCUGUUCGAAGAUUGGGAGAAAGUACUCCUAAAGGUAGUGCUAAAAAGAAGACUGCUAGUUUCAAUGUUGUGUUAUCUACCAUGCUAAGACACCGUAGGCAGGAACAGCAGGAAAUCAAUGCCAGCCCAAAGAAAAGUGAAUCUCCUGGACUGAAGCCACAUGCUCCCAUUUAAAAUUUGUUACUAUUUAAUGGCUAAACAAUCUACAUGUCUGGAAGAUUGAAAAAACCAAUAUAGCCAUAUAAUUCAAAAUUAUAAAGCAAUUAUGUGGACUGUGCAGAGAGACAUUACUCUGUACGUAUUGUAAAAAAGAAUACUACAGUACCUCUGUUAGAAGUAACAUCUAUUGGAAAAUACUAUAUAUUGUACCUAUUCAAUGGUAUAUUACUGCUCCAUCCUCUGUGAGGAUAUAAAUGAACGCUACGAAUAUGAUACUGACAUUACAUUUAUAUCACACUAACAGGUUUUACAUCAAACGUUCUCAAUCAUGAAAUUAUGACAAGGCGAUGCAUUUUCUACAUAGAUCUUUCUCUGUAUAAAGGAGAACAAAGUACAUGGAUUUUUCUUUUAUUUCUCACGAGGAUGUAUUUUCCUGUCUACGUUAUGUGUGUAAAAAAAAAAAUUAUAUAUAUAUAUAUAUAUAUAUAUAUAUAUAUAUAUAUAUAUAUAUAUAUACACAUGUACAAAUAUAUACAGGUAAAAUGUUAAAGAGAAAAAACUUUUGCAAAGUGAAAGUAAUUGAUGCGUAUUUUAUCGCGGAUUCGAUUUAAUUGCGCAUUGGUAACACAAGCAUUGCGAACGGCGAUUAACUCUAGUAAUCGUUAGUAUAAUUCUAUUAAUUAGUGUAAUGUUUGCCGUAAUAUUAUUUUAUAUUGGUUUUACUUUUAUUCCGAAAGAUAGUUUGAUAAAUAUUUUACUUUAGAUGUUUACCUUAUAUUUGCAAAAUCUGACGCACAUAUGAGUUCUAUAUCUUUUCCGUCGUUCUUGUUUCGUACGAAUAAUUAUAUUACUAAAGUACAUUGUCUAUUACAACACAAUAUUGUUUUAUGUACGCUGUAAGUAUAUUUAUUUGUAAAGUGCAAUACAUCAAUGUCUAAUAUUACACAAUUUUUAAGAAAUAAUAUUCUUGUGAAGUA
Messenger RNA from Odontomachus brunneus, 2830 nucleotides. RefSeq names its product PAXIP1-associated glutamate-rich protein 1 (gene Pa1). The transcript is spliced from 3 exons. The record is from RefSeq and is a predicted model, not a curated record. Lineage: Eukaryota; Metazoa; Arthropoda; Insecta; Hymenoptera; Formicidae. The coding region runs from base 1413 to 1868 and encodes 151 amino acids.